AGUGAAAAACCAAGUGUUAAAAAAUUCAUUUAUAUUAUUUAUUAUUGUUAUUAUUUUUUAAUAAUUCUCUUCAUACUGACAGUUAACCUCAAACGUAUAUACUAUCCUUUACUUAUUGAUUGUUGUACACAGCUAAAAAUAAAUAGCUAAAUGCAAUAGUAUCCAUCAAAUUUUUUCCUUUAUUGCAAACAUGAGAUGAAAAGCAUAAAUGAAUGAUCAUGGUUAAUAGAUGAGAAAUAAAAAAUAAAAACAUCUAAGAAUGAGAUUCAAUAAACAAGAAUUGAUGACUUUGGCUACUCAGCCAUCACAAAAAUUUGAAAAAGAAGGAACUUUAUGCAUUCGAGAACGACAGGAAGGAUUUUUUCGAAGAACUGAAGGUACAGGUAAAAAACUUGAGCGCAAAAGACAAAAAGGAAAAACUCAUAAGACUCUACGAAACCUCAGUUGUGUUACAGCCAGCACAAGCAAAGUAAGCUUGGAGCGAUGGUGUCGUCUUCGAGGAAAUCUCUUAUUCUAUUUCAAAUCUAAAGAACAAUGGUCGGAGCCUAUGGGUGUAAUUAUUUUGGAGCAAUGUAACUUUCGUAUUGAACAACCAACUAGUCAAAUUCCGUACGGUUUUAGCAUAGUUUUCGAUGGAGGAUUAUAUCAACAGUUAAGCGCAAAUUCAUCUGAAGAACGAGAUUCGUGGCUUCAAGCUCUUCAACUUGCCAGCUAUGAAUGUAUGAGAAGUCAACUACUAGCAUUACGUGAAAGAAUAGAAGCCUCAUCUGGUCAUAAAAAUGAUACAGACAUUCACAUGUUACGGUUGCAACGUGGGAUAGUGACAGAUCCUGCAGAAAUUCCAAUUUGUGAAAUAUCUCUGUCUUGUGAUAAUCUUCUCUGUGAUGGUCACGGGCGACCACCAAAUCCGGUGCUAGAAAUAGAUGUGCAAGCAGCAAGGUCUAAAGCUUGGAUUAAAUACGCUAAAACAGAAAUCGUUGAAAGGAGUAGCAAUCCAGGAUUUUUAACAACCGUAAGUUUUCGUGUUAGUGAUGGUAUAGGUGUAGAUACGAGAGUGAGAAUUACUGCUUAUGAUGUAAGAGAAAGAGUGAGCCAAACGGCAACUCCAAUAGGAAGUGCAAUAGUGAUAUUUAGUGCAGUUCAAGAUACUCCAAGACUUAGGAUACCUUUGAAAUCGUCAAAAUCAACGACUGUUGGUUUCUUGACGAUAAACGUUUGGAGCUUAGAAGCUGAUGAUAAAGGUAAUAGUACUGAAAGUACUCCGUCGAGAAAUAUUCCACCAAAUAAUACCAACAACUCAAACUACUGCCAUCGGAGAUCCCAAUCUUUGCCUCCAAAACUUGGAACCAAAAUAAAAUUACCUCACCAAGGUCAGCUCAAGCUUCUCUUUGCCAAUCCUUUUCUUCAAACAUACAGAUUCCACUCUGGUCUAGGAGGUGAUAUAUGUGUACAUGAGAUAAUGGCAGAAAGUAAGCUUUGCUUUCAAUUUCCUCAACAGUUAUUAGGCAUUUGGAUUCAAGAAGAAAAAGAAUUACUUCAAGAAGUAGCAGGGAUGGGUGAAUUACGAGAACCUUGGCAUACAAAACAAGUAGAGCUUCUUGAUAGACAUUUACAUCUUUUACACUUGUAUUCUCAGGCAAAAGAAAACUUAGCAGCCUUUAAUGCAAGCUAUUUCAAACGUUCUUCAAGAAGAAAUGAUCGAACUUUGGAAUUUGCACCAAUUAAUCUUCAUUUACAAAGAAUGUGGGUGCAUAAUGAUACACUUAAUAAAUGUGGAUUUUAUGAUUUUAUAACUGUUGGCGCAUUCACUGCUCAUUCGCACAAAAGUAAAAAUGGUGGUUUAAUUCGUUUAGUUCAAGCUUUAAAAGAAUCUCCAACACGUCAUAGUCAGCUUUAUCAAGGAACAUCGAAGAUAACGAUGGCACAUGACGCAAUUCAAGCAAUAAAACAACUUAGAAGAGACGUCGUUGAAGCAAUGAGAUCGUUAAUGAAACUAGCAAAGGAAAAACAAACUAGCGGAAUGCUUCCUAUAUGUGAAGAUAUGAUUUCUAAAACUAGAAUAUUACUUAGUCUUUGGGAUCCUGGUCUUGUAGAAGAAGCUUUGACAUUCUUAGAAGAACAUAAAGUGGCUAAGAUUCAAGAAGAAACUAAAAAUUCUAGUGACGAAAGCUUAUCACUCAGUUUACAUUGCAAUCAGUCGCUGUCUCCUUUCAAACGGAUCACUCAACAGUUGAACUUUGAUUUAAAAAGUCCAGAUUUUGAUGAUCUCAUUACCCCAGAUACGCCUGAAUGUGUCAGAGAUAUGUGGGCUAAAGAAACAACAAGGACCAAUUAUUCUGUGAAAAAUAAUGAAAAUAAUGAUAAUCGAGAAUUAACUGAGGAAAAUUUUGUAAUAUUUCCUGAGGUUGAAGAUGAUCCUAAAGAUAAUAAAGACAGUAAAGACAUUUCGGAAGAAUCAAGAUACAAAGAAGUCAAUCGAAUUGUCAAUAAUGAAGAUGAUGAUGAUGAAGAUAAAGAGGAAAAUACAAGAGGGAAUGGAGAUUUAGAUUUAAGUAAGAGAUUUUUAGAUACUCAAAAAAUGUGUAAUUCACCUUCUGCUAAUUAUUAUAAGCCUACUGAUGAACCAGAGCCCUGGGACUUAACGCAAUUAAAUAUAGAAGCGAGUGUGAUGUGUCUAGUGUCAAAAGUCAAGUUCCUUUGUGGACGAUGUAGUAGCCCAGCUGUUAGAUUACGUAAUAAAAAUGGUAUAGCGUGUUCUCACACUCUUCGAGGAUGUCUUCCAAGCAACCGAAUUGCUUCCAAUGUUGUAACAAUUCAGCCAAAAAAUGUAGAAGCCAAAAAUGAGGAGUCCAGUAAACUUCUAGAUAAUGGUAAUGUGAUUAUACGUCAAAGUUGUGAAGGCUUAGAAUCAACCACAACAGGUUUUGCUAAAGCCAAGGAUGUCUGCCAAGCUGUUGAUUCAAUGACCAGAGUUAUAAAGAGUAAUUCUGGACAAAGAAACAAGUUUACAGAAGGUUUAGAUUUUGCCUCCAUUGUUGAUUGGACCAGUGAAUUACGGCCAAGCAUGAAAAAACUUCGUCAAGCUAUGGAUGGACUUUUGAAAACUGCAAGACUUACACAUUCUGUUUUUAGAGUUCAAGAAGACUCAAAGAUUGCUCAGAGAAGUUGUAAUGUGCGUUAUAGACGUGAUGUAUGCUUCAGUCAAGCUUUAACUGCUCUUGUGACUGGCUUGAUGGCGAAACUAUGGUGCCAAAGACCAGAUCCACUUUUUCUUUUGAUUUUAACGACUCUUGGACCUCUUAUUUCUUUUGAAGCACUUUUGAGUUACUAUGGAAAUGAAAUAGACAUGUGGGGAGACAUGGCCGUUGCUGUUGAAGAUAUGCAUACGGUUACAUUUACCUUGACAAGAUGUGGACUUUCUUCCAAGAUUGAUGAUAAAAGUUUGAGUAAUCCACAGCUUCCAAUGCCAAGAGUUGUUGGAUCUCGUGCUGCUUUAACUGUUAUGCUCCCAGUUCCUGAUGGAACUUAUUCUCUUCUUCCACUUCCGCAAUCUUCUCGACAGACUAUUGCAUUUAACGUCACUCCAGUAUUCUUUAAUGUAGGCAUUAAUGAAAUGGCAUCACUUGCUGAGAGCCUUGGAACUGUUAAGCCACAGGAAAAAAGCAAUAUCGAUAACUUUGAUCGAUUAAAUGAGUAUUAUCUGAGAUUUAAAAAACUUAAUCUACCUAUGGAAUCGAAUUCUACUCGAUUAUCUGGUGGUUCAGCUUUUGCCAGUCAAAGUCUUGCUGAUAUGAUGGCAGCAUUAAAAACUAGUGUUCAUGCUAAAAUUCCAAAAAAUACGGAUAUUUUACAACUAUCAUCACAGAUUUGUAGAAGAAUGAAGGGACUCAGGUUUACCAGCUGUAAAAGUGCAAAAGACAGGACUGGAAUGUCAAUUACAUUGGAACAAGUUAACAUUCUUGUAACAGAGUAUCACCUGUCCGAGAAUGAGUUUGGCAGGGCAUUGGACUGCAUGCGAAGUGAGGGAUGUAGACGAGAGAAUACGUGGAAAAAUACUGGAGUAAGAAAAUACGCGUUUGAAAACAUUCAAACUUUACCAAAAGCUUAUCGUCCUCCAACUGGCACCUAUGGACCGGCACAAACUUAAAAUGUUUAUUAUUUAUAAUUAAUUUACAUAUUGAGUAAAUAUGAAAUAUUUAAUAACAAAGUAAAAAGAACAUAAAUAUUAAAAAAAAAAAAAAGAAUAUAACACUGAAAACCACAACUUUUUCUUAAUAUAAAUUUAUUUAAAUUAAUUAAACGAAGUAGAAUGGCAUAAUAAAAAUUAUCAAUUAGCAAUAACCGUUGCAAUUUAGUGCCAUUUAUAUUGA
Chelonus insularis is the source of this 4370-nucleotide messenger RNA. RefSeq names its product inositol polyphosphate-4-phosphatase type I A. Bases 260 to 4147 code for a protein of 1295 amino acids. Gene Ontology annotation, cellular component: cytoplasm. The record is from RefSeq and is a predicted model, not a curated record. Lineage: Eukaryota; Metazoa; Arthropoda; Insecta; Hymenoptera; Braconidae. Gene Ontology annotation, molecular function: phosphatidylinositol-3,4-bisphosphate 4-phosphatase activity. The transcript is spliced from 7 exons.